AUGGAUCUUAGCAACAGAACGGUCGUGCAAGUGGUGGUGUUGGCAUUGGUAGCGCAGGUCACGCUCUCUCAGCACUGGUCGUAUGGCUGGCUACCUGGAGGGAAGAGAAGUGUUGGGGAGCUGGAGGCCACCAUCAAGAUGAUGGACACAGGAGGUGUAGUGGCUCUUCCUGAGGAGACAAGUGCACAUGUCUCAGAGAGACUGAGACCAUAUGAUGUAAUAUUGAAGAAAUGGAUGCCCCAUAAAUAAACAACUGAGACCAUUAUUCACAAAAGAAGCGAGAAGACAACAUCAAGCAGACAUACAGCAUCUCUAUCAACAUCAAUGAUGGAGCAUUCAACUACAGUUCUGUCCAUUUCCAACAAACAUCACAUUUAGAUUGAUGUUAUUUACUUAAAGUACAACACUUUAACCUUCUG
Molecule: messenger RNA, 419 nt
Organism: Oncorhynchus masou masou (cherry salmon)
Lineage: Eukaryota; Metazoa; Chordata; Actinopteri; Salmoniformes; Salmonidae
Gene: gnrh3
Product: gonadotropin-releasing hormone 3
Exons: 3
Coding region: 1-249 (82 amino acids)
Biological process (GO): multicellular organism development
Cellular component (GO): extracellular region
Molecular function (GO): gonadotropin hormone-releasing hormone activity; gonadotropin-releasing hormone receptor binding
Source: RefSeq, a predicted model, not a curated record